Nicotiana attenuata is the source of this 3027-nucleotide messenger RNA. RefSeq lists its product as uncharacterized. The record is from RefSeq and is a predicted model, not a curated record. The coding region runs from base 1 to 3027 and encodes 1008 amino acids. Lineage: Eukaryota; Viridiplantae; Streptophyta; Magnoliopsida; Solanales; Solanaceae. The transcript has 2 exons.
AUGGCAAAUAUGGAUAAGAUUAAGUCUAUGUUUGAGAGAAUGACAGUCGAGAUAGCAAAUUUCUCGGUGAGGCAGACUCAGCUCGAGAAUCAACAUGAAAGGGAUUUUGCUGAGCUGAAAGAGUCUAUUGAUGCUGUGAAGAGGUAUGAUCGAGGAAAGGGGAUAGAAGACUUGGAUGGAGGAGGCGAGAUCUACACCCCUACAGGCAACCCUGCUGCGUGGGUACAUGGUGGUAUUACCACAAAUCAGUUUUCUCCAGCUGCCUACCACUUGGGGUUUGGGCCCUUGCCUCAAUUUCAAGGGCCAAGGGGGGUUGCUUCUCCCCACAGACCAACCUUUACAGCUCCUGUUCAAGGACAUUCUACUGCUGUCGGCAACAAUAGAGGGGGUUAUGCUCAAGGACAAACUUCAGCUGGACAAAAUGGUGGUGGUGAACCACCUCCUGCAGCUCAGAACUCGACUGCAACAUCACCAAGAGGAACAAAUCUGACCAGGAUGACCAAGCUGGAGUUCCCUCGUUUCAAUGGCCUCAACCUUAGGGCUUGGCUUUCCAUAGAGUGGCAUCUUGCCUAUUUGAGAAGUAGAUCUCACUUACCCUACCCUAGCUGGGAUGAGUAUGUGUAUGCUCUCAUAGAUAGGUUUGGGGCUGAGUAUGCUGACUCUAUGUCUGAGCAAAAGCUAGUAAGGCAAGUGGGAGUGGUGGAAGAUUACCAGAAGGAGUUUGAUAGGAUCAUGACCCGGCUGCACAUCCUUCCUGAAUAUGCUAUUAGUGCUUUCAUCACUGGUCUCAAACCAGAAAUUAGAUUUACUGUGAAGAGUCAUCGACCCUUUUCCCUACCCCAGGCUUACCAGUUGGCUAGAAACACUGAAGCUCAAGUGAAUGCUCAGUUGAAGAUGAUUAAGUCCACACUGUACAGUGGAGGGUCAUCUCAUACUAGGAGCAACACUUAUGGAUCUUCUUCAAAGGGAGGUUUCCCUAAGAAGGAAGGAAACAUGCUUAAAAGAGAGGCUGCUGCUAACUGGAACAAAGGGAAUACAAGGAAGUUAACUACAGCUGAAAUGAAUGAAAAGAGGCAGAAGGGAUUAUGUUUUUUUUGUGAUGAGAAAUUUUUUCCUGGUCAUAAGUGUAGUAGCUCCAAACAGUUGUAUUUGUUGGAGGUGGAAGAAGAAGGACAAGAGGAGGAAGAAUCAGGAGACCUAGUAUUGGUAGAGGAACCUGCAGAGGUAACUGAAGAAGCAGGAGAAGAGGUGAAGGGAGAAGUGUGUGAAAUAUCAGUCCAUGCUCUUCAUGGAGUGCCAACAUUCCUUAAUUUAAGAGUGACUGGUUAUUGCCAGAAAAGACCACUAAGUAUAUUGGUCGACCCUGGUAGUACACACAAUUUCAUUGAUGAUGAUGUAGCAAGAAGCCUGGGAAUUGCUACCCUGAAGAUUAAUCCUCAAACUAUCAAUGUGGCAGAUGGGAACAAUAGGCAGACAAAUGAACUUUGUAAGAACUUGACUUGGCUGCUGCAAGGGGUCACUUAUACAGCAGAUUUUCUACUGUUACCAUUGGGCUCUUGUGACUUGAUAUUGGGAGUACAAUGGCUGCUGCCAUUAGGGGAUGUUAAGCUGAACUUUCAGGAGCUUACCUUGGGAUACAAUUACCAAGGAAGGGAGUGUAUAUUGAAGGGGGAGGUGGACAAGGUAAAAACUGUGGAGGCUAAGAAGUUGGAUAAACUAGCUAACAAUGGGGGACAACUAUUUAUGUUGAGAGUACUGCCCAGGGAGGAGGCACAAACAGAGGAUAGCAUCAACAUACCUUCACAGAUGCAGCCAUUGAUUGAGGAGUACCAUCAGCUGUUCACUGAUCCUAAGGGAUUACCUCCCUCUAGAGGACCAUUUGAUCACAAAAUACCAUUGCAGGCAGGGUGUAAUCCUGUAAAUCUCAGACCUUACAGGUAUUCUUCAUCACAGAAGGAUAUCAUUGAAAGGUUAGUGCAGGAUAUGCUUGAUCAAGGAAUUGUGCAGCCAAGUUCCAGUCCAUAUGCAUCCCCAGUAGUUCUAGUAGGAAAAAAAGAUGGCAGUUGGAGGCUGUGUGUGGAUUACAGGGGCCUAAACAAGGCCACCAUCAAAGACAAGUUCCCUAUCCCAAUCAUAGAAGAACUUCUGGAUGAAUUGGGUGGUUCACAGGUCUACUCCAAGAUAGACCUUAGGUCUGGGUACCACCAGAUCAGGAUGACCACAGAAGAUAUAGCCAAGACAGCAUUCAGAACCCACUCAGGGCACUAUGAGUAUUUGGUAAUGCCUUUUGGACUUACCAAUGCCCCCUCUUGCUUCCAGAGUUUGAUGAAUAAUGUGUUCAAGGAGCAUCUCAGGAAAUUUAUUUUGGCAUUCUUUGAUGAUAUCCUAGUAUUCAGCAGGAACAUGCAUGAGCACUUGGUACAUCUUAGGAUAACAUUUGAGUUAUUAGUGAAACACCAUCUGUUUGCAAGGAAAUCAAUAUGUUCUUUUGGGGCCAGUAGAAUUGAAUAUUUGGGGCACAUUAUAUCUGCUGAAGGGGUAGCAACUGACCCUAAGAAGAUUGCUGCAGUACAGUCAUGGCCUUCACCAAAGAAUGUCAGGGAACUAAGGGGCUUCUUAGGGUUGGCAGGUUAUUAUAGGAGAUUCAUCAAGCAUUAUGGAGUGAUCAGUAGGCCCUUGAUAGAGCUGCUCAAGAAAGAUGGGUUCCAAUGGUCUAACAAGGCAGAGGUAGCAUUCAACAAUCUAAAAACAGCCCUCACAUCAGCACCAGUGCUGGCACUUCCAAGCAGCCAGCUUAUGUUUGUAGUGGAAACUGAUGCAUGUGACUAUGGUGUUGGGGCUGUGUUAAUGCAAGAUGGUCACCCUAUAGCCUAUCUCAGCAAAGGUUUAUCAGGAAGGCAUCAAGCUUUGUCAGUUUAUGACAAGGAACUGUUAGCUCUUGUCAUGGCUGUUACCAAAUGGGCACAAUAUCUAAUGGGAAGACACUUUGUGGUAAGAACUGACCAGAAGGCACUGAAGUUCUGUUAG